GUGAAGAUCUCACAUGCGAGCAAAGCUUCAAACAGGAAGGAGCUUUUCACGGAAUGGAGAUGUGGCGAAAUCUUUUUUUCUUUGGAUGAGGAAAUAUUAAGCACCCAGACAUUUUCCUUUAACAGCAAUGGCUUUUUGGAAACUAUGGGAUCAUAUUUGGAAUCUAUUUGUCAUCCUUCUUUGUCUCUGCGAAUGCUCCGUGGCUCAAAUAUCAUAUGUCAUCGCGGAGGAGGUGGACAAAGGCACCGCGGUAGGAAGUCUCGCUAAAGACUUGCAUCUCAGUGUGCAGCAGCUCCAGACUUCGGGUCUUCAGAUCAAAUCUGGAUAUUUAAAACGAUAUUUCGAAGUGGAUCGUGAAUCCGGGAAUCUUUACGUUAACGACAGAAUAGACCGUGAGGAGCUUUGCCCUAAUAUGCUAAAGUGCGCCUUAAACAUAGAGGCCAGUCUGAGCAACCCCCGAGGUCUGCAUAGAAUCGAAGUCGUGAUAACGGAUAUUAAUGACAAUGCGCCAGCUUUUGUGGAGGAAGUAACAACAGUGGAAAUCUCAGAAUCUUCGUAUGUUGGAGAGAGAUAUCCUCUGGCGAGAGCCCAUGAUGCAGAUGUUGGAAUUAACUCGGUGAAGACUUAUAAAUUGAGCCCAAAUGAGCAUUUCUCCUUAGAUGUACAGAGCACCGGUGAGCAGAACGUGUUUGCUGAAUUAGUUCUACAGAAAGUGGUAGAUCGGGAAAAGCAGCCGCAUUAUGAACUCAUUCUCACGGCGCUUGAUGGAGGAAAGCCUCCAAAAACAGGCAGUUUACUAAUAAAAGUGAAUGUCCUGGAUGUAAAUGAUAAUUCCCCUGCUUUUAGUUAUCCUCUUUACAAAGUGCAAGUGGUGGAAAAUGCAGUUCUGGGCACAACUUUACUGAGGCUCGCUGCUUCUGAUUUAGAUGAAGGCGUUAAUGGACAGGUAGUUUACACGUUUACAGAAAAGGGGCGUUUAAGUCCAGACGACACAUUUUUCCUGAAUAAUGAGACCGGGGAGGUUACGGUCAAAGGCAGUUUGGACUUUGAGGAAACUCAGGCAUAUGAGAUUCGUGUCCAGGCACGGGACAAAGGCAAUCCUCCCCGCAGUGCGCAUAGUAAAAUUUUAGUUGAAGUAAUUGAUGUCAAUGAUAAUGUCCCCGACAUCUCAGUUUCGUCACUUAUGAGUCCUGUGAGUGAGGACGCUGAAAUUGGCACAGCUGUGGCAAGGGUGCAAGUUAAUGACAGAGAUGGGGGCAAAAAUGGAAAAACAAACUGCAAGAUCAUGAAUUCUGUUCCAUUUCAAUUAAAAUCGAAUUACAAAAACUAUUAUUCUUUAUCAACUAGUGGCUCUCUUGACAGAGAAACUGUUUCAGAAUAUAACAUUACAUUAUUAGCGACAGACGACGGGACGCCAUCACUUUCUAGCACGCAUAUCAUAACUGUUCAGGUGUCAGAUGUUAAUGACAAUCCUCCCAGAUUUCUGGAUUCUCAAAUCAAUGUAUACGUGAAAGAAAAUAGUCCAAUCGGAACAACAAUGUAUAAACUAAAAGCAGUUGAUGCAGAUUUAGACGAAAACGCCAAAUCAACAUACCAGCUAAUUAAAACCCCUAACGUAAAAGCGCAGAUGACGUCAUUGGUAACAAUUAACUCGGAAACAGGAGAGAUAACCAGCCUAAAGUCAUUUGAUUUUGAGGAGUUGAAAACAUUCCAGUUCAAAGUUCAGGCCACAGACUUUGGAGUUCCUCCGCUCAGCAGCAACGUGACUGUGAACGUUUUUGUUCUGGAUGAAAAUGACAACAGUCCCUCCAUUCUUGCUCCUUACUCUGAGCACGGCUCCGUUAACAGUGAGAACAUCCCAUAUUCUGCAGAAGCGGGAUACUUUGUGGCAAAGAUCAGGGCUGUGGACGCAGACUCUGGAUACAAUGCACUGCUUUCUUAUCACCUGUCUGAGCCCAAAGGAAACAACCUGUUCAGGAUUGGAACCAGCAGCGGGGAGAUCAGGACUAAGAGGAGAAUGAGCGACAAUGACCUGAAAAGUCACCCUUUGCUGGUGCUGGUUUCUGAUAACGGAGAACCUUCUCUGUCAGCUACUGUGUCUAUUGAGGUGGUGGUGCUGGAAAGCACCGCUGACAUGCAGACUCCGUUCAGACACGUGCCUCUAAAGGAGGACAACUUCUCGGAUUUGAACCUGUACCUGCUGAUCGCCAUAGUGUCGGUGUCCGUCAUCUUUCUGCUGAGUCUCAUCAGUCUGAUGGCUGUCAGAUGCCACAGGACAGAGGGAAGUUUCAGCAGAUACAGUGCUCCAAUGAUCACCACCCACCCUGACGGGAGCUGGUCUUACUCAAAAGCUACUCAGCAGUACGACGUGUGUUUCAGUUCAGACACACUCAAGAGUGACGUGGUGGUUUUCCCCGCACCGUUUCCUCCUGUAGAUGCAGAACUGAUCAGUAUAAACGGAGCAGACACUUUUACCAGAACUCAGACUUUACCCAACUCAGAGAAGAGAAAUAUAAAUAGACGGGACUUCAACGAAGCAGCCAGGAUGCUUCUCGCCAUUCUUCUUUGUCUUUUUGACUGGUCUGCCGCUCAGAUGUCCUUCUCAGUUUCCGAGGAAGUGGACAAAGGCACAGUGAUAGGAAAUCUCGCAAAGGAUUUAAACAUUGUUUCACAACAGCUGGAGGAACGAGGAUUUCGGAUCGUAUCUUUGCUCAGUAAGAAAUAUUUCGAAGUGGAUUUAAGAACAGGCGCUUUGUUCGUAAAUGAACGGAUCGACCGCGAGGAGCUCUGCCCUAAUACACACAAGUGUUCCUUAAAUAUCGAGGGGCUCAUUAGCAGUCCCAUGAAUAUUUAUCGGAUUGAGGUCAAUAUUCUCGACAUUAACGACAAUGCUCCGAAAUUCCUGGAGCAAAUACACGUUUUUAACGUUUCUGAGUCCUCCUCAGCGGGGGAGAGAUACCCCCUCCCUGCUGCACAUGACGCCGACACAGGCAUCAAUUCAGUGAAAACGUACAAAUUAAGUCCAAAUGAGUUUUUCUCCAUAGAUGUAAGUACAAGUCGAGACGGUUUGUCUGCAGAGUUGGUGUUACAGAAAGCUUUAGAUAGAGAAAAACAACCUAAUGUGAGACUGAUAUUAACUGCUGUAGAUGGAGGAAAACCUGCGCGCUCUGGUAACAUGCAAAUUAUCGUUAACGUUGUGGAUGUUAACGACAAUACGCCUUUAUUUAGCAAGCCGCUUUAUAAAGUGAGUGUCCGUGAAAACGAGUCAGUUGGCACAACCAUACUGAAGUUGAAUGCCACAGACUUGGAUGAGGGGUCAAAUGCGGAAAUUAAAUACUCCUUAAUGAAAAGAGGAAAUGUGGAUUCUCAUGAAAAAUUUUAUGUGGUGCCAGAGAGCGGUGAGAUCGUUCUGAAGAAUCGUUUAGAUUAUGAGGAGAACAAUGCCUAUGAAUUAAGAGUGCAAGCAUCUGACAAAGGAGGCUCCCCCCGGAGUGGGUAUUCUAAAGUGCUGAUAGAAGUUGUUGAUAUGAAUGACAAUGCACCAGAAAUCUCCAUAACAUCCGUGAUGAGUCCAGUUAAGGAAAAAGCAGAGAUUGGAACCGUUGUUGCUUUGGUUACUGUGACUGACAAAGAUGGAGGACAGAAUGGAAUUACUACUUGUAAAAUCAAAAAUAUCCUCCCUUUUAAAUUAACUACUAAUUACAAAAACUAUUACUCUCUAAUAGUUGAUGGGUUGCUUGACAGAGAGACAGUGGCAGAAUACAAUGUUACAAUCACCGCUGUUGAUGCAGGCAGUUUACCCCUCUCAAGCACUGCAGUAAUCAACGUACAAGUUUCUGAUGUAAAUGACAAUGCACCCACUUUUCCAGAAGGUGCGAUGAAUGUAUAUGUGAGAGAGAACAGCCAAGUGGGAAACGUAAUAACCAAAGUAACAGCGCAUGAUGCAGAUAUAGAUGACAAUGCAGAUUUGACAUACUUCUUAAUUGACAGUAAUUCUUGGAAAACUCAAAUUUCAUCAAUUUUAAAUAUAAAUUCAAAAACUGGAGAAAUUAUGGCUAUGCAAUCUUUCGAUUAUGAGAAAUUGAAAACGUUCCAGUUCAAAGUUCAGGCCACAGACUCUGGAGUUCCUCCGCUCAGCAGCAACGUGACUGUGAACGUUUUUGUUCUGGAUGAAAAUGACAACAGUCCAUCCAUUCUUGCUCCUUACUCUGAGCACGGCUCCGUUAACAGCGAGAACAUCCCAUAUUCUGCUGAAGCGGGAUACUUUGUGGCAAAGAUCAGGGCUGUGGACCCAGACUCUGGAUACAAUGCACUGCUUUCUUAUCACCUUUCUGAGCCCAAAGGAAACAACCUGUUCAGGAUUGGAACCAGCAGCGGGGAGAUCAGGACUAAGAGGAGAAUGAGCGACAAUGACCUGAAAAGUCACCCCUUGCUGGUGCUGGUUUCUGAUAACGGAGAACCUUCUCUGUCAGCUACUGUGUCUAUUGAGGUGGUGGUGCUGGAAAGCACCGCUGACAUGCAGACUCCGUUCAGACACGUGCCUCUAAAGGAGGACAGCUUCUCGGAUUUGAACCUGUACCUGCUGAUCGCCAUAGUGUCAGUGUCCGUCAUCUUUCUGCUGAGUCUCAUCAGUCUGGUGGCUGUCAGAUGCCACAGGACAGACGGAAGUUUCAGCAGAUACAGCGCUCCAAUGAUCACCACCCACCCUGACGGGAGCUGGUCUUACUCGAAAGCUACUCAGCAGUACGACGUGUGUUUCAGUUCGGACACACUCAAGAGUGACGUGGUGGUUUUCCCCGCACCGUUUCCUCCUGUAGAUGCAGAACUGAUCAGUAUAAACGGAGCAGACACUUUUACCAGAACUCAGACUUUACCCAAUUCAGACAAGCCCAAGGGACCCGGUUCUGACUGGAGAUACUCGGCCUCCCUGAGAGCAGGAGGAGUGAUGCAGAGUUCAGUGCACAUGGAAGAGUCUUCGGUCUUGCAAGGAGCCCAGGGCGUCCUGGUUCAGAACUGGCCGACUGCAUCGAGUGCUGCUGAUGCUGAAGGAGGAGAAGUUUCACCCCCAAUGGGUGCCGGCGUAGACAGCAACAGCUGGCACUUUCGCUAUGGCCCAGGAGGCCCUGGUGCCCCCCAGCACCUGAAGCCUGGUGAGGUUCCCCCAGAAGCAUUCAUCAUCCCAGGGUCGCCUGCCAUAAUAUCCAUUAGACAGAACCAGGGAGGCGAGGAUGACAAAAGUGAUUUCAUCACCUUUGGAAAGAAAGAGGAGGCCAAGAAGAAAAAGAAGAAGAAGAAGGAGAAGAAAGACAAAAAGGAUAAGGGAAAGGAUGAUGGGGAUGAGUAGAACAAACAGGAGUAAAUAUAGUAAAAAGGAAGCGGGUGUUGUUAAAACAGAGGUACCAACCAAAGUCCAUAAGGCAAAAAAAAAAAAAAACCUUAAUACUCUUAAUUCCUGUUCUUGUUAAUAAGAUUUUAGAUUUCUGUUGCUAGAUACAUUGGCUUUGUCAAGUCAAAUAACUCACACAAUUACGAGUCAAACAGACAAUAAAACUUUUUUUCCACACCCUUAUGUGCCUACGCACCCUGACUCAACUUAUGUUAUCCUUUAAAAAAUGGAACAUUUACUUUUGGACUGUUGAAUUGUUUGCCCUUUUGAGCCUUUGGGUAUGUUGGCACCUCUGUCUUACCCCCCUCCCCCCUACCCAGCCCCCCAAAAUUCCCAGCUGCAAUGUGGAAAUCAUCCUCUCAUCGAGGAGAACAACACUUUGUACAAGAACAAAGAAAACAUGUGCCAGCCAAGGAAAGAUGGAAACGCAAAGAAGGCUGAUAUACCAAUGUAUGAGGUCUGAGCUGGACACUUUCUUCUUGUAAAUAGCACGGGCAAAAGUCACUGAAACCAAGGCUAUUAUGACACUGCUGCAGAGUCCACUGGUAAUGACCAAGCGUGUUUGCCGGAAUCUCCUUGAAACACACGCACACAUGCAUGCUCACCCAUUCAAACAUGGAAACCAUGGCACGUGGACUCAGAAAGCACUUGAGGCCUAGAAAGAAGGAACAAAUUAAAGUGAGUGAAUAAAUGGUAAAUGUGCAAGCUCUUUGCCUAGCAUUGUCAUCUUUAAGGUGCAAAAUGCACAUCAGCCCUCUCUCAAGAUGGAUGCAAGAUUCCUCUGUGUUGGCCCACUGCAUGGAAAGGACAUUUGGAGCUGUGUCCUUUGCCAGAACCUCCACUGAAGAAUGCAAAGAGUGCUGGGUGGAAGAUACUUCAAGUUUCUCUGAGGAUCAUGCUUGAUACUCAUGCGUUUAGUCAAUGGGCUCUGAUGAAACCUUACGGAAAGUAAGGAGAGAUCUUCACUUUCCCUGCUGCAGCAUAAGCCUAAAUGCUUUCUGCUUUGAAUGUUUGGUAGCAACCAGUCUUUACCCAGUACAUUGAGUUUACAAAUGCUCCUAUACUUGUACUGGACACUUGCUGCCACAAGCCAUCUUCUCCCCAAACCUCUUUUUCUCCCUUGUUACCCAUCCAUGUGAUUGCCUAUUCAUGUAACUAAGAUGUUUGUUGACUUAUUCUGUGUUAAUUUUUUCUUCUUGAAAGAGAUUCAUUAUUCCAUGUUAUGACGUUUUGAUUUUCUUUUCUUCUAUCAUAGCUUUAACUGCUUUAUGCUUUGCAGGCCCACCUCUAUUUACCCACAGGCAGUCACCCCCACCCCCGCUCUGAUCCCCUACCCAGGACAUGUCCUGGUUAUGGCCUGCUCUGAACAUUGUGGUGUGCUGAGAACAGCAUGGAGUAAUGUGGACAAGGCCUGGGGAGGCACGAUCGGGGGCCUACACCCUGAAACCUCCUCAGAUGUUUCUCAAGUGCAUAACGGUUCAGUGCUUUUAACUUGCGAAUACUACAGUACACUGUUCAUUUCCUGUUUGUAACCAUUAAUGAGAGGGGACCAGGUGGGAUGAAGCUUUGCAUAAAGACUUUGGUCAGCUGGAAUAAAGUGAUGAGUUCAAUAUAAGCUAAUUACUAAAAGUUAUAGAGAACACAUUAUUCUGGGAGCAUUAAGUAUCAAGUCAGCUACCCUUUAUGCUGUAAUGGCAGGUAAUUUUUUUUUUCCAAGGAUUGGCAAUAAGUGAAUCAUUAUGAGUUCAAAUAGUUACUCAAAAUAAUUAAACCCCUAAGCUGUCUCCCACCAAUCCCCUCUGAGGAGGUUUUGAAAAAAAGGGGCACGGACAUCUUUCAAAACCUCCAUCUGUUGGUUCCACUCCCUUUGCCUGUUACUUGUUGCCAUGUCCCCAGAGUUUGCGGCUCAGUAUGAUGUCACUCCAUUCAGUGGCUGCUGCAUGUACUGCUCUAAAGAAUCACAUACUAUAUAGAGAAAUAUAUAUAUAGAUAGAUGGAUAGCUAUUGGUUUUAUUAUUUUGUAUCAUCAUUUCUCUUCAUUACUCUCACAGGAGAUAUUUGUACUGCUGUCUCUGCCAAACAUCUAUGUACUACCAUCUUCACACACUACAGAUGUUAAAUGGCAUCCACUAAAUCUCUUUAGAUAUUUGUAAAUGCUAUAGUGUUAUACCUUUCAAUGCAAGUUUAUUUUUCUCUUACCAACAACUGUUUUGAGAAUGAGCAAAGCAAAAGGAGAAAAAAAGAAAGAAAAAGGAAUCACACUUUGUCUCUGAUCUAACUAACAUUGUAUUAUUGUAACUGAAAUAUGUAUGAUGCUAUCAAUAGCUACCACUUCCCUUUUACUCUUAUAAAAAGCAAAACAAAAGAAAAAAAAUCCUGUGUAAAACUAAAGCAAAAAUAUAAAAAAAGGGUAUAUGUAAGUGUAUGCUUGUGUUUAGUGAGUGUUCAUUCUGUCUUUCUUUCCCAAUGUAUGGUGGUGAAAUAUGGUGGCAAUGUGCUGUUCUAUGGAUCAGCAGAGAUCUGUUGUAAAAACCUUUUUUGUACACACUCUCAUCAGCUGUGACAGUGAAGUAGCAGAUUUCAUUUAUUUCUGACUCUUUUUAUGUUGCCUAAAUGGAAACAGUGGUAAAGUGUUUGGUUUAUAAAUCACCAAUAAAGUUUUCUUUCUUAAAAUA
Oryzias latipes (Japanese medaka) is the source of this 8061-nucleotide messenger RNA. RefSeq names its product protocadherin alpha-C2. Gene Ontology annotation, biological process: homophilic cell-cell adhesion. The record is from RefSeq and is a predicted model, not a curated record. Gene Ontology annotation, cellular component: plasma membrane. NCBI's taxonomy places the organism in Eukaryota, Metazoa, Chordata, Actinopteri, Beloniformes, Adrianichthyidae. Gene Ontology annotation, molecular function: calcium ion binding.